CCGGUUGCUGGGGCGGCUGGUUUCAGACCGCGCGAGGCUGAUUAAGGAGCAUCACACGAGCUCGUCCCGCACCGCUACCGGGACAACGCCUGGACCGGCCCCACCCGUCUCCCUUCCUUUCCUCCUUCCCUGUUUUGACCCCACUCGCCGAUUCCGCUCGCCGCCAUGGCCGUGCGCCGCCGCCUCGCUCUGCUCCCAGGUCUGGCGCUGCUCCUGGCCGCGGCCUGCCCGACCACUGACGCCACCUCCGAUGUACUAGAGCUCACGGACGACAACUUCGAGCGGCGCGUGGCCGAUACGGGCAGUGCCGGCCUCAUGCUGGUGGAGUUCUUCGCGCCCUGGUGUGGACAUUGUAAGAGGCUUGCCCCAGAAUAUGAAGCUGCAGCAACCAGGCUAAAAGGAAUUGUUCCUUUAGCAAAGGUUGACUGUACUGCCAACUCAAAUACCUGUAAUAAAUAUGGAGUCAGUGGCUAUCCCACCCUGAAAAUAUUUAGAAAUGGUGAAGAAUCAGGUGCCUAUGAUGGCCCUCGUACAGCUGAUGGAAUUGUGAGUCAUCUGAAGAAGCAGGCAGGACCUGCCUCAGUUCCUCUCAUGAGUACAGAAGAUUUUGACAAAUUCAUUAGUGAUAAAACUGCUGCUGUGGUGGGUUUCUUCAAAGACUUAUUCAGUGAUUCUCACUCUGAGUUCCUAAAAGCAGCCACAAACUUGAGGGAAAACUACCGCUUUGCACAUACCAAUGUUGAUGCUCUGGUGAAGAAGUAUGAUGCUGAUGGAGAGGGUAUCACUUUGUUCCGGCCUGCACAUCUGGCUAACAAAUUUGAGGAAAGCAGUAUACCUUACACAGAGGAAAAGAUAACCAGUGGCAAAAUCAAAAAAUUUAUCCAGGAAAACAUUUUUGGUAUUUGCCCGCACAUGACAGAAGACAACAAAGACUUACUCCAGGGCAAAGAUCUACUUGUAGCUUACUAUGAUGUGGACUAUGACAUGAAUGCUAAAGGUUCCAACUACUGGAGAAACAGAGUAAUGAUGAUAGCCCAGAAAUUCCUAGACGCUGGACAGAAACUCAACUUUGCUGUUGCUAGUCGAAAAACUUUCAGCCAUGAACUUUCUGAAUUUGGCUUGGAAAGAACUUUUGGAGAGGUGCCUGUUGUUGCUAUCAAAACUGCGAAAGGAGAGAAAUACGUUAUGCAAGAGGAGUUCUCCCGUGAUGGGAAGGCCCUUGAACGGUUCUUGCAGAAUUACUUUGAUGGCAACUUGAGGAGAUACUUGAAGUCUGAGCCUAUCCCAGAGAAUAAUGAUGGACCUGUAAAGGUAGUGGUAGCUGAGAACUUUGAUGAAAUGGUUAAUACUGAAAAAGAUGUUCUGAUAGAAUUUUAUGCCCCCUGGUGUGGUCACUGCAAAAACCUAGAACCCAAGUACAAAGAGUUGGGAGAAAAGCUCAGCAAAGACCCCAAUAUCGUCAUAGCAAAGAUGGAUGCUACAGCUAAUGAUGUGCCUUCUCCAUAUGAAGUCAGAGGCUUUCCUACCAUCUACUUCUCUCCAGCCAAUAAUAAGCAAAAUCCACGGAAAUAUGAAGGUGGCCGAGAAGUUAGUGACUUUAUUAGCUACCUACAAAGAGAAGCUACAAAUCCUCCUGUGAUCCAAGAAGAAAAACCCAAAAAGAAGAAGGCAGAGGAAGAUCUUUAAAGUAGCAGCCAAAACCAGACCACUUUGUAUAAGGACUCUUUUACCAGUGAUGGGGCAGCCAGUGCCUCAAGGAUGAGUGGACAGUGUGGAUGCCAUUUGAAUCCUGUUUUAAUUUUCUCUAAGCUGUUUCUUUAGGUGCACUGUUAAUGGAAACACCAGGACUAGUUGAUAUUUGUUUGUGAUUUGGGGGGGGUGGGGGAGGAUUAUUUGUGUUGAGGGAAUAUUGUGGGGUUGGGGGGAGGGAGUUGAGCCCAGGGUUAUUUUCUAAUUUUUUCCUUUUUUUUCUUUUUCUUUUUUUUUGUACAUUUGGAACAAUGACAAUAAAUGAACCCCCCCCUUUAAACUAAGUUUUUGGGGGUGGGGGGGAUGGAGGUAAUGUUGACAGUUAGAUGUAAAGCAUUACCUUAUGCCACAUAACUAUUCUGAUGUAAACUCACAAUUGUCCCCAUGUUUACUACCCAGGCAUUUUUCUUGUGAUUAUCAAAGAUUUUGACUCUUUUUUUCAAGGAUUCUUCCCAGUCCUGCUCAUGUCCUGAUGGGUAGGUUGCUGUUUAUCCUUUAGGCACCUGGGACCAUUGCUUGUUUAUACCUCCCUAGGGCUGCUCUUAGCCCAAGAGUCCUGCUAUUGCAAUUCCUGCGCUUGGGUGUGGCUUUAGUUUGGGGUUUAUUCCAAACUGUUACUGGAACUGCUGAUACUAAUAUGGGUGCAGUUCUAUGCAUCCUACAGUCUAGGGUGUGGUACAGUAAACUUUAUUUGAAGGGACUGGUAAUGGUAGUAAUAUUCUCAGGGCAUCCCUUUUCUUCCUGCUAUAAUGCUCUAUAAAAAAAAACAAAAAAAGGAUGGACCUAA
This is a messenger RNA of Gracilinanus agilis (Agile Gracile Mouse Opossum), 2536 nucleotides long. RefSeq names its product protein disulfide isomerase family A member 3 (gene PDIA3). Bases 166 to 1686 code for a protein of 506 amino acids. Gene Ontology annotation, biological process: response to endoplasmic reticulum stress; protein folding. NCBI's taxonomy places the organism in Eukaryota, Metazoa, Chordata, Mammalia, Didelphimorphia, Didelphidae. Gene Ontology annotation, cellular component: cell surface; endoplasmic reticulum. Gene Ontology annotation, molecular function: protein disulfide isomerase activity. The record is from RefSeq and is a predicted model, not a curated record. The transcript has 13 exons.